AUGUACAUGACAGUAGUAGAGGCUGUAAGAAGAAAUCCAACCAAGUAUCAAAUCAAAAUUGAACGUCGUAAUGGCAUUGUAAUGAUACCUGAAGAUUCUAAAGAAAAAUAUGUGAAUAAUGCUGAAAUGAGACCUGAGGAGUUAAUCAAGUCAAAAUCUGAUGUGACUCAUCAAAAUCCAAGCCAAAUCUGA
Molecule: messenger RNA, 192 nt
Organism: Puccinia triticina
Lineage: Eukaryota; Fungi; Basidiomycota; Pucciniomycetes; Pucciniales; Pucciniaceae
Exons: 2
Coding region: 1-192 (63 amino acids)
Source: RefSeq, a predicted model, not a curated record